GCGGAAGAGAGGAGAGGACACGCCUGCUACCUUCACUUCUCCACUCCGCCGCGCUCAUGCUCGUGAGCAGCCCGGCUUCUUUUGCUGCUUCUCUCGUUACAGUCGCAGCCCGUGUCGUUCUUUUUUGUGCUUAAUGAACCCCGAGGAGCCGAGCUCUGGGGUCGCUGUUCCCCCCGCUGAGAGCUUUCCCCAGGCACCUGCUCCCCGCCCCGCUACGGACCCGUUCCCGAGGGGCGCAGGGCGGGCACCGCCGCCUCCCGCCCUGGCAGGAGGAGGAGGAGGAGCCGCGGCCGAGGCCGUGCUGCCGAUGGCGGCGGGCGGCGGGGUCGGGCUGCUGGCCUUCCUGCGGCUGCUGGGGCAGCUUAAGAGAGUACCGCGGACAGGAUGGGUCUACAGGAACGUGGCAAACCCAGAGAGCGUCUCCGACCAUAUGUACAGGAUGGCGAUGAUGGCUUUGGUGACUGAAGAUAAAAACCUUAACAAGGACAGAUGCCUACGAUUAGCUUUGGUUCAUGAUAUGGCCGAAUGCAUUGUUGGAGAUAUUGCUCCUGCAGAUAAUAUCCCGAAAGAGGAGAAACACAGGAGAGAAAAGACAGCUAUGCAACAACUGACCCAGCUUCUAUCAGAGGACCUCAGAAAAGAAAUCUAUGAACUCUGGGAAGAAUAUGAAAACCAGUCUACUGCAGAGGCCAAGUUUGUAAAGCAGUUGGAUCAGUGUGAGAUGAUACUGCAAGCAUUUGAGUAUGAAGAGUUGGAAAACACACCUGGCAGACUGCAGGAUUUUUUUGAUUCAACUGCUGGGAAAUUUGUUCACCCAGAAAUACUCCAGCUUGUAUCUCUGAUUAACAGAGAAAGGAAAAAAAGAACAGCUGCCACAUCUCAUCCACUUCCCUGAGGUGUUCCUAAAUGCUGUAGCCAUAAUAAAUACUUUGGUUUAUAUUCUCGUCAUUA
This is a messenger RNA of Hirundo rustica (Barn swallow), 951 nucleotides long. RefSeq names its product HD domain containing 2 (gene HDDC2). Bases 134 to 895 code for a protein of 253 amino acids. The record is from RefSeq and is a predicted model, not a curated record. Gene Ontology annotation, molecular function: 5'-deoxynucleotidase activity. Lineage: Eukaryota; Metazoa; Chordata; Aves; Passeriformes; Hirundinidae. The transcript has 6 exons. Gene Ontology annotation, cellular component: cytoplasm.